AUGAAACAGCCUGAAAGGCCUAGAAAAUUGUUAUUGUCAAUAAAAGAUCACGAAUCUAAACGGUUUUCUCGACUUUUCCAUGGAUGGGGAAAACACAAAAUUCCUGCUGGGACUGAAGGAAAAUGAAGAAAAGAUGAAGAAAGGAUGGGUAUUUUUAAAAAAAUUAAAGAAUUUGUCCGUAAAAGAAAAUCCGCAAAA
This is a messenger RNA of Meloidogyne enterolobii, 198 nucleotides long. The record is from the annotation of a GenBank genome assembly. Lineage: Eukaryota; Metazoa; Nematoda; Chromadorea; Rhabditida; Meloidogynidae.